Molecule: messenger RNA, 3179 nt
Organism: Hemibagrus wyckioides
Lineage: Eukaryota; Metazoa; Chordata; Actinopteri; Siluriformes; Bagridae
Gene: macrod2
Product: mono-ADP ribosylhydrolase 2
Exons: 20
Coding region: 158-1486 (442 amino acids)
Biological process (GO): peptidyl-glutamate ADP-deribosylation; DNA damage response; purine nucleoside metabolic process
Cellular component (GO): nucleoplasm
Molecular function (GO): ADP-ribosylglutamate-[protein] hydrolase activity
Source: RefSeq, a predicted model, not a curated record
CACAGGCUCCACUAUAUUUUUUGACAGCUUCUCCAGUGAGGAGGCAUCUCGCUCAGGAGCGCUUUCACUUUCUCUUGCGUUUCCGAGCACUCUCGCUGUGAGCCUGGGGUUGCCUCACUCCAAACCUUUUAACCAGAAGCCCCUGCAGCACGGCACCAUGAGCAAAAAGAAAAAGGAGUGGAGAGCGGAGAAAGAGCGCUUGCUCAGCCUUGGGCAGGAGGAAAGACGUAAAGAGUACGGGGACAACUAUGUGGCUUUGGACAAGAUUCCCACCUGGAGGCAUCACCACAGCAGAGAGCCAGAGGAAGAGGAGGAGAACCCUGUCUCGUUGUGUGACAAAGUCUCUCUGUACAAGGGUGACAUCACCAUCCUGGAAGUGGACGCCAUUGUGAAUGCUGCGAACUCCAGUCUCCUCGGUGGCGGCGGAGUGGAUGGCUGCAUACACAGAGCAGCAGGACAUUACCUGUAUGAAGAGUGCCACUCACUAAAUGGCUGCGAGACGGGCAAAGCCAAGAUCACCUGCGGCUAUGACCUUCCUGCCAAGUACGUGAUCCACACUGUUGGCCCCAUUGCUAGAGGAAACGUGGGCCAGGUCCAAAGAGAAGAUCUCGCAUCCUGCUACAAGAGCUCCCUAAAGCUGGUGGAGGAGUACAGCUUGCGCUCUGUGGCUUUUCCAUGCAUAUCGACAGGAAUUUAUGGAUUUCCCAACGAGCCGGCUGCCGACAUCGCCCUGAACACCGUGAGGGACUGGCUGAAGGAGAACAAGGACAAGAUGGACCGAAUCAUAUUUUGCGUCUUCCUGGAGAACGACUAUGGGAUUUACAACAGGAAGAUGUCAGAUUACUUCCCUCCAGAUAACGAAGAAUGUGAGGAGGGGAACGUGGCCCACACGGAGGAUGAUACUAAGAAAACCGAUGCUGAUGUUACCAUGGACAGCCAGGUAGAGCAAGAUGUUGAUAUGCUGAGCCAGGGAGACCUGGACAUGGACCAUCUUGACACACCAAGCCAGCAAGCAGAACCCUGUACUUCAGUUGCUGAAAAUCCUGCAAAGGAAAUGACUACAGAAAGAAGUGACCCUGUGGAGGAUGAGAAGUCAGCAGGUGAGAGCAAACCCAAGCAAGAGAAAGAAAAGCAAGAGGAAAAGAAGGGCGAUUCAGAGCAAGGCUCUGGCAGUGCUGGGGUUGAGAAGGAGAAGGGUGCUGGAGAGAAGACUGACAAUGCUCCUGCUGAUACGAAACAAGAAGAUGAGGAAGACCAAGUAACAAGCGUGAACAGCAAGGAUGCAGACAGCCAAGGAUUAGAGGAGACCAUGGAGGUAGAGGGUGCUGAAAACGAGGAGAAAAACACAACUACAGAUAUUAGCAAGUCUGAAGGUGAAGUGAAACAACAGGAUAAAAGCCUUGCAGGGACAAACCAAGUAACUCAAACAGACAGCAGUCAGUCCAAAGAUGGCUCCAGUGAUAAGGGUGAGCCGAGUAAGGAGUGAGAAGACAAUCAGCCUCGUAGUUACACGCACCGGCAAACUGUGCGAAGGUGAACAUGACACCACAUGGUGGAGUCUCCUGAAGAAAAAAAAAAACCAGGGAGAGGAUCUGUCCACCACCAUCUUCCUUCUUCCUUUCCCUUCCUUUCCUUUCCUUUCCUUUCCUUUCCUUUCCUUAUUUGGUUUGGAAUUUAAUGAAACGUAUGAAAUUAGAGAGGCAAACACGAACAUAUCGAAGAAUCUUGAGGGUUACGGGGUGAUACUUUACCUCACUGAAUUUGCUGCUUGAUCAUUUCCAUUCUCCAGGUUUUCCUGGUGCUGGAUCUGAACAGGUACCAAAAAAAAAUAAAAAAAGUUAGUUCUUUGGGUUAGAUGGGUUCUUAAUUACGCUUAUAAAAAAUAAUAUAUUCUCACUGAUUGAUGCUUUGCACAAGGUCUGCUUUAACACAGCACCUUUACAUCAAUUACAAACAUGUCUGACUUUCUUUUUUUUCCUUUAAUACUUAAUGCUAAAAGUGACGUGCCAGUAUGAAUGUCCAUGUCUGCAUAUGGCCAUAUGUAUGAAUAUGCAAGCCAAUGAUAAAAUGAAACACUUGGCAUUAAUGCAGUAAGUGCUUAAUGAAACGGGGGGAGGGGAGGGGGGGGGCAGAUGCAUUCAAGUGCUUGGAUUCCACAUGCAAUUAAUUGAAAUUAAAUAAAGGUGAUAUAUGAACUAUAAAUAUAUUAAAUCGAUAUAUUAAAUUAAUUAAAUAUGUGGUUAAAUAUAUUAAUUAUGUAUGCAAAAUAAAAUGGAUUUCCAAAUUAUAUAUAUAUAUAUAUUCUAUAUGUGGAUAGUUUCAUUUGAAUGUUGAAAGGAGCUUUCAUAGAAAUUUUUUCUUUGUUUGUUUGUUUUUUUACUGGUCUGAGUGAACAGUCAAACCAGGGUAGAUUAAACUAAAUAAAAUAACUACACCAUAUCUGUUUUGGGAUUAUUUUACACCAUAUCUGUUUUAGGAUUAUUUUUCUUCUUUAAAAUGAUGUUAACAUGUGGGUCCGUACAGUAAUGCAUCACUACACGUCAACUCUCCGAGAGGUUUGUACAUUUUUUCCUGCAAAAACAUGCCACACUAUAAAAGCCUCUCUCGUACAUCUCUUUUUACAUCCAUGUUUCUUACACUUACUUCUGAUCUUGCUCACUGAUGCCUCACAAUGAUGAUUUGUUGUUGUUUUUGGGGGUUUUUUUUGUGGAGUUUGUUAACAGAUGAAUGUGUCUCAGUUUUUACCCCUAAUGCAUGCAAACUUUGUGGCUUUUUUCUUUUCUUUUUUUUUUUUCUCAUUUGAAACAGAGUGCACUCUCUCAAUAUUUUUACUGUGUGUUCCAAAAAAGAAAAAGAAAUCAGCCUUAUCUGACAGGACAGAUACUACAUGGUCACAAUAUGAUGGCAGUGCAACAUGCAAAUUUGAAGCUUGGAAUGAUUAUGAAUAUAUAUGAGUGAUAUAAUAAUAAAAAAAAAAAGGAGUUUCCUCUCUUUUUAUUCCCCUUGGGUUCAAGGUGAUAAGUCAAAAAAAAAAAAAAUCUAUAUUUCAUUUGUUUUGUUGGAAGGUUUGAUCAAUUACUUGAAGUGGUGCCAUAAUUCUAUCAGAUGACUUUAUGCCUUCAUAAAUCGGUGUUUGCUUUGCUUUACAAAUAUGAAAUAAAGUUGAAAAAGGUUCUUUC